GUUGUGCCAUUCGGCCUCGCCCUGGGCGCUGGUGUCAUCGGGUGGUACUACUACAUGUAUGGUGGAGCGGUCGAGAAGAAGGGGGUCAACGAAUUUAUCAAGGACGAGGCUAAGAUCAUCGAACGUGAGCACCAGGCGAGCAAGGACCAAGUGACCAGCCUGGAGUAGAAGUUAGGUCUCGGAGAUGGCAGGCAAGUAGUCAAGUGUGUCGCCGAAGAGGGUCGAC
This is a messenger RNA of Cutaneotrichosporon oleaginosum, 226 nucleotides long. Lineage: Eukaryota; Fungi; Basidiomycota; Tremellomycetes; Trichosporonales; Trichosporonaceae. The record is from RefSeq and is a predicted model, not a curated record.